Ciona intestinalis (vase tunicate) is the source of this 1111-nucleotide messenger RNA. The record is from RefSeq. NCBI's taxonomy places the organism in Eukaryota, Metazoa, Chordata, Ascidiacea, Phlebobranchia, Cionidae.
CACAACAGAGCAACCAAAUACUUCGGUCAAUACAAGCAAGUCGAAAAAGAAACGCAACCCACGUACCGUUUACUCAAAUUACCAACUUCAGGAGCUGCAUAUGUAUUUUAAGAAAGUACAAUACCUAGCUUUGCCGGAAAGGGCAAGACUAGCUGCUGCUCUAGGACUUACACAGACACAGGUUAAAGUCUGGUUCCAAAACCGACGAUCUAAGAUUAAGAAGUUGUUGAAGUCUGGAGUUGUUCAAGAUUUGGACGAGAUUGGAAUUCAGUCAGUCAUUGAUAAUCAAGCUCCAGAUUUUGAUGGUGAACCACCCGUGGAGUCAGUGAAGCGUGCAAGGAGUUACGAUGAUCACGUGGACGCUGAAUCCCUGCAAUGGAACGCGCCGAAGCAACACUGCCCGUCUAACGAAGGACCUGAUAUACACGGGACAAGGAACUGUACAUUAUCCAUCAUUACCAACGAACCAUCAAGGAAGCGAAAUCCAACGUUUUCCCCAAGAUCUCACCAACCAAAUGAUGAACUACCAACUCUACCAGCAGUCCAACUCUUUCCAAGGAAUGAACAGCAACCUUCCUUUUGGAGUCAAUUACGAUCCGAACGAAUAUGAUCACGGUGUUAUGAAGUCCAACGCGUAUCCUUCUCUAGCGCCCACAAGCGACGCAAACCAAAGCUACCAACAGCCGCCAUACCGCGCUGCAGACCUCGACUGUACAGAAGGUCAAUACGGUCACCCUAACUCAACCGACACAUACAUGCCAACAACCUCGCACCAAAUGCACCAAACGCACACUGUUGACACACCCAAUACAUUUAAUUCGUAUAAAAACAACUUUUGGUAACUUAUACACCGUUUUGCACUUUAUGAGUUUUUUUUUUUUUUUUUUUUUUUCAGCACCGCACGAUCACUAUAUAACAUAUUGUAGCUAAUGAGAUCUCAUUAUAAAUUUAUAUAAUCUCACGAAAACAAGGUUGGAAUUCACAAUAUGCUGCACAUUAUAUUGUAUGUUUUGUCUGUGAAAUAGCAGCCAAUAUAUUUUGCCUUUAUCUGCAACAUUCACUGUUUGUCAUUAUCAAUCACCAAACCGAAUAAACGUAUUUAUUGCCGUGA